Molecule: messenger RNA, 558 nt
Organism: Adineta steineri
Lineage: Eukaryota; Metazoa; Rotifera; Eurotatoria; Adinetida; Adinetidae
Source: the annotation of a GenBank genome assembly
AUGGCUCAUCUAAAAUUAAAACGUUCUCGAAAAUUUUCUGCACUUGGUCUUUUUGCACUGGCACUAUUAGCUGUCGCGUGUACAGUUGUUCUUUCACUCAUUCCACUUUAUGUAUCAAAAGGCGAUUUUAACAUCAUCAACAACACCAACAACAUCAGCAACACUGCUGCCAUCGCAGCAUUACAAGAUGCUAAAAACUCACUUACUUCGUUAAGUACUUCGUACAUGUUGCCACCUGGAUACGGAAAAAAGCGUGCCGCGGCAUCCAUCACCAACCGGGAAUUAACUGCUGUUUCUCUGCAACAACAAAUCGGUGCUGCCAAAGGAUCCAUCAGCGUCAUCGGCAUCUUCAGUUUACCAGCAACCGGUCUCAAAGGUCGCCGUCGCCGCAAGUAAUUUUCUUUUUUAAUUAAUUUUUGUUGUUUAUAUUUACCUAUGACUAUACAUAUAGCCUUCAAUGCGACAAAACAGAUCUUUCAGGUAUUGCUAUCAUCUUUGACGUCACAUUAAAUUAUCCGCCAAGUUUACCAUGCCAAAAUUUGUCUUGUCAAGUCGAUG